This is a messenger RNA of Pochonia chlamydosporia 170, 3489 nucleotides long. RefSeq names its product pentatricopeptide repeat protein. The record is from RefSeq and is a predicted model, not a curated record. The transcript has a single exon. Gene Ontology annotation, molecular function: protein binding. The coding region runs from base 1 to 3489 and encodes 1162 amino acids. NCBI's taxonomy places the organism in Eukaryota, Fungi, Ascomycota, Sordariomycetes, Hypocreales, Clavicipitaceae.
AUGCCCACCAUCUAUUCCUCGUUGUACUCGAAUUUCAUCCGUCAAGGAUCUACAUUCGCAAAAUCUAUCACUACCCACGGCUACGCUCAGUCUGUCGUAGCUGCUACUCACCCACACGUUCUCAACUCGCAGAACCGUCCUGUCUUCGGGCGCCGCCAUACCAACAGACUCGGUCGUCUUUCCACCUUUCAGCUUCAUUCGGCUUUCCACUCCGAUCGCGCCGGUGGCCUUUCCGAUCAGAAAAAUGUUGCGACUUCUUUACCCUUAGAGGCCUAUUUCGAGGCAUUGCAGAACAAGCAGGCCAAUGGUGAACUUGACAAGGAAUGGUCACAGUUUGAUUUUCCCAAGUCUAUCGAGUGGAAGCCCAGCGCCGCCACUGUCCUCCAGCAUGAGGAUGCCGUCGCCGCCGAGUCCGAGGCCGCCGCCGCCUCGGAAACCCACUCUGCCAUUUCUGCAGAAGACCAGGCUGCCCUGGCACACAUUGACGCUGCGCUCUCUCGAGAGCUCGAAGCGCGGAAGCUCCUAGAGGCUGCUGAAAAUGCGCCUGUAGUGGGACAAUCAUCUUCGUUGCCUCUUUCUAGGACCCGAUCACCUGUAGGCGAGAGAGCCAAGUCUCCAGCUAUUGCUCGCACGUCUCCGCCGGAUGUCGAUCGCCAAUCACAGUCUUACGCGGACCAUCUCUUCAAACUCUCUGAAGCCGGCCGAUAUGCUGAGAUUCCUGCCGUGUUCGAGGCUAUGCUUGCGACGGGCGUCAAACCCAUUGCUAGCGCGUACAAUGCUCUACUCGUGGCUGCCAUUCAUAUCCCCAGCAAGAAGAUUGAAAUCGUGUCCAAGGCUCUUGACGUCUACGCUGACAUGAUCCGUCGCCGAAUUUCUCCCGACAAUGAGACGUACGAUAUCCUUGUUGGUCUCUUGGCCUCUCGAUCUGUGGAAGUCUCCCAGAUGAAGGCGGCAUUGGAGGACAAGCGUCAACGAUUUGGUGGCAUGGACGAGGCUGGUAAGUUCAUGCUUGCCUCUCACGAGCUCGAACACGCCAUCCUCUGCGAGGAUGACAGACUUGACCUUGCUAUCAAGCUGUUCGAUUCUUCCGUUGCGGUCGAUGCCGCUCUGUACUCCUCUGAGACAUACCACCAGCUGAUUUGCGCCUGCGCUGAGUCUGGCCGUGUCUCCGAUAUGCUUCGGCUUUUCGAACACAUGGAAUCGACCAAGACGGUUCCAUUCGCCUCCAUUUUCCCUACGAUGAUCACCGCCUUUGCCAAACGUGGUGACCUCGUCAGUGCUGUUGAAUGCUACAAUGAGUACCGCAGCCUGGCCGUCGCACAGGAUGGUGGCGAGGUGACAUUGCAUGACCGCGUGGACUCCGAAGUUUACGCUGCCGUGAUCAACGCAUAUGUCAUUUCGGACAAGAUCGAAGGUGCCAUGAAGUUCUUCCAGAAGAUCGUCAAGGAAUACGGAGUUCGGGCUGCUGACAUCAAGGACGCUUUGGUCAGCACUGGCUUCGUCAAGGGCUUCAUCUCCCGAGGUAUUUACCAGGAAGCCUUCCAAUGGGCACAGUCUGUCGAAGCCGAGUCGCGAUCCCAAGCCAUGUGCAGCAUCGCCACUGUCGCGGCUGAUCACAAUGACAGCGUCACCGCCAUCGAGGCGUACGGCAACAUUGUUGCUGAUCCGGAGGCUCUUGUCACGCCCACUAUGGCCCUCUUGGCUAUGAGCGUGCGAGCUGGUGAUGUUGCUGCUGCUACCAAGUACUGGCACACACUGAGCAAUCCUGAGAUCAAGGCUACUGUUGAUUUCAUUGAGCCUACUGCGAUGUAUGCGGUGGCCCUGAUCGGCUCUGGACAGGUCGCUGAAGGCCUCGCGCAGGCCGAGAUGAUGUUCCAGAGGAUUCGCGUGUCGGAUGCUGAGGCUCAGGCUCAGCUGGCUGGAGAGAUUGACGAAGGCGUUGAUUUCAUCCAUCACUACAUGGAAAGCCGCAGCAUCAGCGACCCUCGUGAAAUGGCAUCUCAGAUGUCGACAAUGCCACCCCAGACUCUCAAUGGUUCUCCCUUCCUGUCAACCCCUUCUGUUUCCAGCUUCGAAGACAGCUUCGACCCAUAUGCGCAUAACACAGAUUUCAAAGGAUCUUCCCUCAUUGCCGAUGACCUGGAAGGAGGCCACGGCCGCAAGGGUUCUCGAUUGAGUGAGGCUCUCGGGCGUUUCCGCAACAUCCGCCGUGCUGGUCGCCACCCUCGCUACAUCACCUAUGCGAAACUGAUCUCUGCUGCUGCGCGGGAUGGCAAGAUGGAUCUGUGUCAUGACAUUCUUGCCAUGGCCCGCACUGACAUGCCCUUGAUGCCUCAGUAUGCUAUUGUGCGAUAUGGCUGGUCUUCCAUUCUUGACGCUAUGGUCGGUGCUUGCCUAACCAUGGGCAACCGUGGCCGCGCUGAGCAGUACCAUCAGGAACUCUUGGAAAUGGGAGCUACCCCAUCCGCCAACACAUUCGGUCUCUACAUUACUACCUUGAAGGACUCCACCAAAACUUUUGAUGAAGCCUCCGAGGCUGUCCGAAUCUUCCACAGGGCCAAGACCGAGGGCGUUGAGCCCAGCUCUUUCCUCUACAAUGCUCUGAUUGGCAAGCUGGGAAAGGCCCGUCGCAUCGACGAUUGCCUGUUCUACUUUGCUGAGAUGAGGGCCUUGGGAAUCAAGCCAACUUCAGUUACGUACGGAACCAUUGUCAAUGCUCUCUGCCGCGUCAGUGACGAGAAGUUUGCUGAGGAGCUGUUUGACGAGAUGGAGGCGAUGCCCAAUUACAAGGCUCGUCCCGCCCCGUACAACAGCAUGAUGCAAUUCUUCCUCACUACCAAGCGUGACAAGGCCAAGGUUCUUUCUUACUACGAGCGCAUGAAGGCUAAGGGCAUUGCACCUACUUCUCACACCUUCAAGCUUCUCAUCGACACCCAUGCCACGCUGGAGCCUGUCGAUAUGCCUGCCGCCGAGAAAGUCUUGGAGACAAUCCGCGCUACUGGUCAGCCAGAGCCUGUUCACUACGCCUCACUCAUCCAUGCUCGCGGCUGCGUGCUGCACGACAUGGAGGGAGCCAGGGCUUUGUUUGAAUCUGUUGUCCGUGAAUCUCUGGUACCUGUCAAUGCUAGCUUGUACCAAGCGCUGUUCGAGUCCAUGGUUGCCAAUCACCAGGUAGCGGAUACCGAACCUCUCCUUGCUCAGAUGCGACAGAAGCGCGUUGAGCUUACGCCAUAUAUCGCCAAUACCUUGAUUCACGGCUGGGCCGCCCAAAAGAACAUCAGUAAGGCACAGAAUAUCUACGAUACCGUUGUUCGUGAGAAGCGUGAGCCAAGUACCUACGAAGCUAUGACCAGGGCUUACCUGGCUGUUGAGCAACGCGACCAGGCCAAGGCUGUCGUCGGUGAGAUGCUCACUCGUGGCUACCCCAGUGCUGUGGUGAACAAGGUUUUGGAGCUCCUUGGUGGUGGCCAGGAAGCUCCCAUGGAGUAG